UUUAGAUUCGAGACUAAGGAAGUUUUUGAAGAAAAUAGACGACUCUAGAGCAUGCCCAAGCAUUUAUUCGCCACGACAGUACAAGCUAUGAGCCUUUAAAAUUCCUUCUGCAUAUUGUAAAUUUGUUUGGGCGUAUUUUACAGUGCUUGUGAAUAGUUUUUUUUUUUUUUUUAAUGCGAACCAGGAAUUUAGGAUGGAAUUUUGCCAUGACCCUGAAAGGAGGCCUUCUAACUUAAUAAAUCGGAUCUUGUCGUGGCCGUCGUUCUAUGAGGUCCAUCAAGGCUURACAAGCAGUUCAUUUUCACAGCAAGUACUACGAGUAAAGAUCGCAAAGCUCGACUGAUUUCCAUACACGAAUGAUUAAUUCUUAAAAUAUUCCAAAGCGAUUGGACUGUACAACCCUCGAGCAAUAUCAAGCGAAAGUUUCAUUCAAGCGUUCACAGAGUUCGACGCUGCCCUAUACAUAUCCUAUGUCUGUGUCGAUAAAAAAAAGUCAGUUUGGAACUAGCACUUCCUUGGCGCUUAUAAUUCAGCCCAGCUGUUAGUUCGGACCGAUAAAAAAGAAAGAAAUCAGAGAGAUCUGCUCUUAGAUCCUCCAGCCUGCAAUAAAUUAACUUCAGUUAAAUAUUUGCUGCCAAGACGUAGACAGGCUAGAGAUUUACUCCAUAAAGUGCUAUCCUAUCGUUGAAAUGGCGUUAAGAGAGCUUGAGGAUUCCGAGUUCGAGAAAGAGAGUGAGACUUUUGAUAGCGGGYUGAGCAGAGAAGCUUUGAUUCAAUCAGAACUAUCUGGCAGCGUAAGCAUCUUACCCGACAAAGACGUAUCGUUCCAGCGAGAAGACAGUCAGAAGAAAAAUCGAUCACGUAAAUUAUACAUCAUCACAAUCAUCGUAGCCUUAGUUUUUCUACUCGGUAUCAUUCUACUUAUAGUUGGACUAGUUAUGAUAUCUACUAUACCUAAAUGCCAGACGUUAAGUGAAGAAGCUCGAUACCAAAUAAUGUGCCGACCAUCAAGCGAAGCACAAGAGAAUGGACUCUACAAACUUCUAGACAAAGUACAAACAUCAUACUACGAAUUAUUCCCUAAUAAAAUUGCUUACAAACGCCCAGUCUCGGUGACAGAGAUUCGUAAGAAGUUUCGUGUGUACGAUCCUUCGCCUGCAUCAAAGAAAAACGUGACGGACCAAGCGAUGGCAUUGUUGAAGGAAGCCAAUCAAUUGAAGUUGAAUAAGUUAAAACUUACUCAACGAGAAGCGAAGGCUUUAKCACAGUUGAAACAUUCCUUGAAGUAUAUGUAUGGAAAUACCUACAGCACUAAUUAUUAUGCAGGGGAUUACUUGCUUGGUCCUAACCUCUGGUGUAACUGGGAUCCUAUCUGUAACGUUGGUUUUGAUUUGUCCAAAACGUUGCGUUACUUUAAGCCAAAUACCGUAGAAGACAUGGAGCUGUUGCGUGACAAGCUUAAGGAGGUUCAGUUUGCGUUUAAUCAGUAUAUAGAAAACCUCAGGUAUGGGGUUAAAGCUGGCUUUGUAAGGACAGUGAAGGAAUGCCAAGCAAGCAUAAAUGGUUUAAAAUCACGCUAUAGGAAUAUAGCAAAUCAAGGAGAACAAGGUGUUUUCAAAGAGGACUUCCUUAAGGACAUCUUGAACGACAGUUUCCUGUUGAAUUUUACUCAGAACGCCAAUGAGAAAAGCAAAUGGGGAUCAAACUAUAGAAAACCAGCUAACGCAUCUUUGAAAGAGUUUAUUCUUGAAUAUGUUGGUAAACCAAUUGCUAACCUUUUCAGGUAUUAUCGAACGGAGCACAUGGUCCAUUGCGUCCCCAGUACUGUGUCCAGCGGUCUCUCUUCUCUACCGCUACCAUUCGUCUWUGUCAAUGGUASWGCCAACAUAAGUCAACCCACGACAAAACAGCUACCAACAGGGGARAAACUCAAUGGCAAAAACACUUAUAAGAUGUUGGUAGGAGCCUUUACGACCAAUAAUAUGACGCCGGAUGAAAUUUACGAUCUGGGGAUUCAACUGCUCAAUAAAUUGUAUCCAGAGGCUCUAAACCUCGCUAAAAAAGUAACAAGUCAAUCAAAUAACGAAACUGCGGUUCAACUUUUUCUACAAAAGCUCAACUCAUCGGAAAUGUUUUACAACAAAGAAAACAUGCCUGCCAACGAAUCCGACCAGAACGCCUACAAGAUGUGCAGUACSGUUGAAGAUGCUAAAAAAUACUGCCCGAAGCGAUGGGAAGCUAUUCAAAAGUGGUUUGCGGAUAUACGAAUGUAUAAUAGCCUUAUCUACCCAAAGAUUGUCCGAAUGUUCCAUUUUGCGGGAGACAAGUACUCUGUUCCAAACUGUCCCAUAGAUGUUGAACCAGAACUGAACCCGUCAGUAGGGGCAAACUACAUGCCCGCAGGACGAGCGUGCAAGAAAAGUGCUUUAUAUAAGGUUUCGUUUUUCAAUAAAAGAUUUGGGCCAAAAUGGGUAGUUUUGAGCACUUCUGCACACGAAGGAAGACCUGGACACCAUACACAGGCUCAAGGCAUGUACGAGCGCUUUCGUGACACAUGUGGUGGUGUGAUCAGCUGGUUGGACUCUCUCACAUUUUAUUCGGCAUUUAUCGAGGGCUGGGGGAUGUACGCAGAAAGUCCGCUGGUUGGCAAGGAAACCGACGUCUAUGAUGAACGACCCUUGGAUAAAUAUGGUUUAAUAAAGUGGCAGGUUUGGCGAGCCCUUCGGUUAGUUGUAGAUGCCGGCUUACAUUAUAAAGGAAUGUCUCGAGAAAAAGCCUUGGACUUUUUUGCUAAGUACGCCUGGGAUAAGAGUGAGAUGGCAGAAAAAGAGGUGACUCGUUACCAGUCCGGUUUCGGCCAAGCAACCUCGUAUAUGAUUGGCCACCAACAGAUUGUAAAAUCAAGGGCUUACGCUCAAAGGGAACUGGGCGCUGAGUUUGACCUGAAAGAUUUCCACUUCUAUUUGCUCUCUCAAGGAUCUUAUCCUUUGAAUUAUGUGACGGAAAUUGUGGAGACGUAUGUUGGCUGUAUGAAAAAUAAGAAAGAACCUGGAUGUGACAAUGUACUAAACCCGCCAAAAGCACCAGAGGGUUAUGGUAUAGAUCAGGGGAUCCAAGGGGACGCGGAGUAUAAAUAUGAUCCACCACAACUAAUACGAGAAGCGCGUUACUAUUAGAAAACACAUUAAAAGUCGUGACGUCAUUGCAGACGUCAUCUACACCAUUACAUUAUCGUAGGAGUGUGAAACAAUUGCGGUAUGACGUCAUGUACCGUAGCCGUGACGAUGCGUGCCGCGCCCGAGUAUUUUAUUAUUAUCGCGCGCGCAUCGCUAUUGGUUCGAUGGAUUCCCUCAUGUCCGUAAUGUAUCGUUACCUUGCAAUACGCCUUUUCACGCUCAUAUGAAAUCUAAUCUAAUUAACUACGAAAUCAUCAUCACCUCGCGCGUCAUCAUCACUAACUCAAGCACCAUGACGUUACUAUUCACACGUAAUCAAUGACGUAAUAGACGUAUGGCAUCAGUAUAUCGCCAGUAAACAUGUAACACAGUUGUCCACACACACGUCACUGAUACUUUUAAACACCAUUCUUCAAAAAUCAAUGACGUCAUCAUCUGCAUCAGUUUUUUUACGUCACCUAGAUUUUAUCAUUCAUUGCUCACUUCAUAGUCAUGUAUGAAGCUUCGAAGUUGUUACGCAUUUCCGGGGCUAACUUCUCAGAAAAACCGCGAGCAAAAUGUUCUCAAUGAAUUAUCUUCCACCUGAGACAAUUUGAACUUUGAACAACAAUUAAUUCCUGUCUUGAAGAAAGAGUGAAAAAAUACUUCAUAGAAGUGCUUUUCGUUCUCGACCCGGAAGUCGUGUUUCCACAUCACACUUAAAAGCGUUAUAUCCAUGAUUCUUAAUUAUAUAUCUUCGAUCACAAAUAAUUGUCAACACAAUGACAGAGCCAUAUGAGUUAUUAACUUGUUUAUUAAAGUGUCUAUUUAAGAGUAAAUAAAAUAAAGAGUAAAUUCCGUUGAGAAAGCUA
Messenger RNA from Actinia tenebrosa (Australian red waratah sea anemone), 4027 nucleotides. RefSeq lists its product as uncharacterized. The record is from RefSeq and is a predicted model, not a curated record. NCBI's taxonomy places the organism in Eukaryota, Metazoa, Cnidaria, Anthozoa, Actiniaria, Actiniidae.